AUGGCGGGGGCGCGGCGAGAGGCGGCUGAAGUGGAGGAGGGGAGAGUGGAGGGGGUGGACGUCACGCCCUGCCCGCUCACGGGGAGCGGGGAGGUGGACUGCCGAGCGACCUUCCCUCAGAAGCCCAAGCUGAACAAGAGUGUGACGCUCACCAACCUGGUGGAGCAGCGUAGUGCCGCAGACAAAAUGGCCACCGUGGUCUUUUGUGACUUCUGCAACGAUGGCACGACCGCUGCCUCGAAGACCUGCCUCAAGUGUGAUAUGUCCUACUGUGCGACUCAUAAACAAGUGGGAGAGGAGACGCGGGCGGUGCAGGAGAAGAGGAGGGAGGCGGAGGAGUCCGUGAGGCGGAUGGAGGCCGCUCGCAGGGACAUGCAGGUACCACGUCUGGGCCAGAUUCUAGGUGGCAUUUAUUUCUCUUUGCAGGGAUCCAUGGCAGAUGAAAAGGCCUCAAUCUCGGUCAGAUUCACCCGCGCGAGAGCAGCGUUGGAUGCGGAGGAGAAGGCGGCUUUAGAGCAAGCGGAGCUGAAAGGGCGCGACCUGCUGUCCCAGAUCGAGAAGAAGAUCGCUCACUACCAGCGCGAGAUCAGCGAGCUCCAGGCAGCAGCCACUCGCCUGCAGGCCCUAGCACAGGAGAGGGACUCGCUCGCGUUCCUGCAGGGGCACCUGGAGCAGACAUGUCUGCUCUGCUUUCACAGGACAGGGAGGGUUACAGCAGCUCCACCCUCAGCUCCCAGUCAAGAGGACAUUGCCUCGCCUCAAGUCCUGGAGACACCUACAGUCAAACUCCUGUUUGGACGCUCACCGACUCUGGACACAAACUCAGCUAAUAACAAACUCCAGAUCUCCUCGGAUCUCAGGACGAUAACGGGAACUGGUGACUCCCAGCGUCGCCCCAAGCACCCACACCGGUUUGAUCGCUGUCCACAAGCCCUGUGCUGUGAGAGCUUCUCAUCGGGCCACCACUACUGGGAGGUGGACGUGGGGGACGCGUGGUGGUGUCGGGUUGGAGUCACCUACGGGACGAUCUCACGGAAAGGGAGUGGUGCUGCACAGUGGCUGGGAGGGAACGACGCGUCCUGGUGUUUAGAGAAACGUGACGACAACUUCUCAGUGGUUCAUGGUGGAGUGAAGACUGCACUGUCGGUGAGGGGGGCCCCGUCCCCCCGCAGAAUCGGGCUUCACCUGCACUGGGAGGGGGGGCUCCUGGAGUUUUACCGCGCCGACUCCAUGGAGGUGAUCCACGAGGUCCGGCAGAGAUUCUUGCAGCCUCUCUACCCUGCGAUGUGGGUGGGGUGUUGUAAUGGACCAUUGAAGAUCGUGGAUCUGAGUCGUGCAUCCUGA
Messenger RNA from Lethenteron reissneri (Far Eastern brook lamprey), 1344 nucleotides. Its product is annotated as E3 ubiquitin/ISG15 ligase TRIM25-like. The record is from RefSeq and is a predicted model, not a curated record. NCBI's taxonomy places the organism in Eukaryota, Metazoa, Chordata, Hyperoartia, Petromyzontiformes, Petromyzontidae. Gene Ontology annotation, molecular function: protein binding.